Molecule: messenger RNA, 282 nt
Organism: Phialemonium atrogriseum
Lineage: Eukaryota; Fungi; Ascomycota; Sordariomycetes; Cephalothecales; Cephalothecaceae
Product: ATP synthase E chain-domain-containing protein
Exons: 3
Coding region: 1-282 (93 amino acids)
Biological process (GO): proton motive force-driven ATP synthesis
Molecular function (GO): proton transmembrane transporter activity
Source: RefSeq, a predicted model, not a curated record
AUGUCUGCCACAUCUGGAGUCAACGUCCUCCGGUACUCGGCCCUCGGCGUGGGGAUUUUCUACGGGUUCUACCACCAACGGACGCUCAGCGCGGCCCAGAAGGUGGCAGAGAGGCAGCAGGAAUAUGAGCACAAGCAGACAUUAAUAAACAAGGCCAAGGAGGCAUACGCAAAGUCGAAGCAACCUGCGUCUGCCACUACCGGAGGAUUGAACCAGGACCCAAUGGACCCGAAGUUCGACAUGGAGUCGUAUUUCAACGCGCUGGUUGAGGCAAAACCGUAA